Messenger RNA from Gryllus bimaculatus (two-spotted cricket), 4250 nucleotides. The record is from the annotation of a GenBank genome assembly. NCBI's taxonomy places the organism in Eukaryota, Metazoa, Arthropoda, Insecta, Orthoptera, Gryllidae.
AUGUCUCGUGUAUCCGCUUGCAACCGGUUGGAUCUGUUUCCUGCAGGUGCAGCCACCGUGGUACCUACCAGCCUCCCCAUCCAUCGCGGUCAUGUAGUUCGUGAGCCCAUGUCACGUCCUGCACAUGCCGUAUCGGGUUUGACCACCAGACCCAAACGACUUUUGCUGUUUGUGAAUCCCUAUGGAGGCAAACAGAAAGGCAUGAAAAUUUAUGAGAAGCAUGUCAAACCAUUGUUUGAAAUUGCUGGAAUUGAUGCAAAAAUUGUAGUCACUCAGAGACCAAAUCACGCACGUGAUGCACUUCUCACAUUCUCCUUUGACAACAUCGAUGGCAUCGCAUGCAUUGGAGGAGACGGAACAUUUGCAGAAGUAUUCAAUGGUCUCAUUCUUCGAACAGCAAAGGAUUUAGGAAUCGACCAUAAUGAUCCUGAAGCGAGACUUCCCACACCAGAAUUGAGAGUUGGUGUCAUUCCUGGUGGAAGCACAGAUACAAUGGCUUACUGAGAUAGCAGAGGACUUGACUUAUGUAGUGUUCACAGUAACGCAACACUGCUGCGCUAUUAUUCGAGCGUGAUCUCAUAUGGCUUCUUGGGAGAUGUCUUGAGAGACAGUGAAAAAUUUCGUUGGAUGGGUCCAAAAAGAUACGAAUAUUCUGGUUUCAAGAAAUUUAUGGCCAAUAAGGGUUACGAGGGAGAAAUAACAUUAUUAGCUGAUAAUAGUAGUGCAGCUGUUGGACCUAAAUGCUGGAGUAACUGUGAAAGAUGUGAUAUGCACAGAGAAAUGAAGAAAACAAAAGAUGCUCAACAAGAAGGGGAAUGGAAGACUUUUCGAGGCAAGUUCUUUAUGGUCAAUGGGGCCAAUGUAUCUUGUGCUUGUACACGAAGUCCAAAUGGCAUUUCACCUUUCAGUCACUUGGGAGAUGGUUGUGUUGAUAUUAUUCUUUUUAAACAUACAAACAUGCUCAACAACUUUCGACUUCUCCUCAGACUCACAAGUAAAGAUAAAGCAGUGUUUGAUCUGCCUUUUGUUGAAAUUCAUCGAGCAAGAGAGUUUACAUUCCGGUCGCUUCCAACUCCUGUGUCCCAAGGGGAUUUCUCCACUCCUCGCCUUAUUCCUGGAGUUAGCGUAUGGAACUGUGAUGGGGAAGUGCAAUGGGAAACAAACAUGCGAGUGAGGGUGCACUGUCAACUCUUGCAAGUAUUUACAAGAGGAUUCCCUGAGGCAGAACAAAGACAAGGAUGCCGAAUGUGUUGUUUCUGAAUAUAAUUUUUUGAAAGAGGUUAUUGACAAUUUUUGUUCAUGUAUAUCUAAGUGCCCAGCUAUAUACAAUAAGUUACUACAUACAAAAGUGUUAUAUUACUGUGUAAUCAAGAUUUUGCAAUAUUUUCUAAAAUACUGCUGAUUCCUGCUGUAGUGUUGUGACAUUUUUAAGAAUAUGUGACCUAAAAACACAUUUUACAGUAAAUUUACUACACAUAUUCUUAUGCCACUGGUUCUCUUCAUGAGCAAAAGUGAAAGUUGCACUGCAACAAUUUUGUUAAUUGUGAUUCUCAGAAAUAUUUGAUAAGACUGAAAUUGUAUAAACAUAAGAGAUCCCCUUCUCAGGACAUUCCUGAGAAAUGUAUGAAUAUUUUACGAGGUGCUAUAAUUACAGGACAGUGGAACAAAAUUUGGUCUCAUGCAGUUAAUCCUGUAUAUAUUUAAAUAGAAGGGACAUGGAGCAAUAAGUAAUAUGUUGCUUCUCAUGGUUGUGGAAAUAUCCUACAAAGCAGUUAUUUUCAAUGUUUUGCCCUCAUUAUUACUUCAGGCUGGCAAUAACUUGUUCACAGGAAAUAAUAAUUAUAAUUAUGAUAAUUUCAAAAAAAUUUAUUGCUUUUACACAUACUAACGAAGAAUUCAGGUUUUAAACAUACACGGUCUGGCAAUUUGAUGUAAGAAAUGUCAAUAGAAAAUAUAAUGAUAGUAUUUAGAAACUUUUAAUUAUAAAAUUGAAUACAAAAUACAUUGUUUAAUGAAAUUUUGUAGUUAUUGUUUAAGUAGUCAACAUGUAUUAUUAGGAAAAAUGAGCAAGAUAUGAGGAUGACUAAUAUCAGUUUGAAUUUGUAUUAUUGAUUUAGUUAUAAUGUGAAAUUAUUGACAUGUAGACACUGUCGUAUGUUUAAUGCUUCUAUACUGUAAGUUUUUAUGGGAGCAGUUUUAUAGUACAUUGAGGCUUCUUACAUCAUUAAAAGAUUUUUCUAAUUAUAGUUCCCUUGUUAAGAAGACACUAUUUUCACUCACAAAUUAAGAGACAAUUUGUAUCACUGAAAAGAAUAAAAAAAUCACUAAUUUAAGAUAAGUUUCCAAAUUCAUAAUAUCAUGUAGCAACAGAGGUACUCUAAUGUCAAACAUUAAAAUAUAUCAUUUUCUGACAUGUCACAUAUUUAUUGAUUACACACACCAUGAGAAAUUGAUAAGGGAAAUAUACAUAAAAACAUCUUCCAAACUGUACAAAUCUAAAAAUUCAUUCUUAAUAAAAAAGAAAUCGUAUAUUUUUGCUGGAAAUGCUGGAGUUGCAUUUUCUGUGUAGCUCUGUUGCAUUUAGCAAUACUGAACAGCUGUUUCCUGCGUGUGCAUUAUUGUUUAUAUCUUGAAAAAGAGAUGUUGCAGUGAAUUACAGUUUUGCAGUGAAAUGAGUCUCAAACUUUCUUUGCUGAAGAUCACCCAACAUUCAUGGAUUCCUCUUUACUUCUAUAACUAUGUUCUUUCAUACUUAUGGAAUAUAUUUUUUUUAUAUAAUUCGUCCAAAAGUGUGUUUCAAAUUCGAAUUUUAUCAUUGUGCAGUACAAUGAUAUUCAUUUCAAAGAAAUGCAUGUAUGAUGGAACUUUCAGAAAAAUGAACUACGAAGUAUUCAUGGAAGUAGCAAAGUCGUCUUUGAAAAUAAAUCCAAGCAUUGUUGUGAACUUUUGUCUCCUAAUUUGUAUCAAGUAAAUCCUUUGAGAAGAUGGUAUAGCAAUUAAAUUUAUAUUUUGUUUUUGUACAAUGUAUUAUUCAAUUACUAUUCUAUUACUAUACUAUUAUAUUACUUUAAAUGAGGAACUGCGACAUCUUUUCUACAACGAGCAUUUUGCUACAUUUUCUAAGUACAAUUACAAGUUGAGAUCCAACUUUCAGAAUGGAUUCUUGUGAAUCGACUACACUUCACUUUCCCCCAUCUACCCAUGGAAUAAAGAAUUGAUCAUUGUUUUCAAUUUCAUGCAAGUACAAAAUGAAAUAAAGGAAUCAAAACUCUAAAUGUUUUUGGAGUUAUGCAUUUUUUUUAACAGUUCUUGAAAUCAACUUUUUCACCUAGAUUCAAUUACAAUUAUCAGCAUUUUGAAGUCAUGCAAACAUUUGAAUAAUAUCAAUUAAAACACAACUUUAUACUUUUUCUUCAAAAUAGAUAUAAUAUUUUUAUUUCUUGUUUACUGCAAAUAAAAAUUACCUAACAUUUCCUUUUAAAAAGAAAAAAAAAGUCUAUGUUCUGUAUAUACUUCCUUUUCUGUUUUAAAAACUUCAGAAUUGUUCUUGUUUCUGCAACAUUCCUUUAUUCAGUUGACACCUUCAAUUAUUACAGAAUGAAUGAGGAUGAUAUCAAUAAUUUGUUGUUAUAAAUUUUUGAAGUGAGGACCUCAAUAUAGGAAGGUAUUUAAUUUCAGACAUUAAUUGCAUUCAUUUUGUGUCUGCUCUAUACACUCAAAAGUAUUAGUGGAAAUGAAAUAGUGAUUGCAAACGAUUUUGAUCCUUUCUUCUGAGGCAAUUUAAAAAUAUGCUCUCCCAACCUAUAAAAUAAUGUCAUAAUUUGAUUGUGGUAAUUUUUGAUACUUCAAACACUAAAAUGAAAUGGUUAUGCUUUUAUAUGUAUUAAAUUGAAAAUUUAUUGCACUUCCAGUUAUUCUGGGUGCUCCAAUAAAGUGAUUUGCUUGCCUCAUCACUGGGAAUGAUAUUGAUUGUAAUAAUUUUAUAAUAUGGUGUGAAAGUAGGGUCUUGCUUCUUAAUAAUGACAAGAAGUUUAAAUACUUGUUAUUAUGAAAAUUCAUAAAGACUAAAGGAUAUUAAAGAGAGAUAAAGGAAGUAAAAGAUCACACAAAAAAGGCUGUCAACAAGAACUAUAAAGUUACAAAUAGGACACAUACACAUUAACUCUAAAUAGUUCUUUCUAUAAACAAUUUCAUACUUUCAUACCAUAUACAACAUUUUAAAAAAUUGUUGUUUCAGUAUUUUUUAAAAC